AUGAACUUCUUCAUCUUCGGGCACAACAUCUCCCACACCCUCUCUCCAACCCUCCACAACACGGGCUUCCGAGAACUCGCCCUCUCACACCAUUACCACAUUCACCAGACUGAGAGCGUCGAUGCCUCAGUGAAGACGAUCAUCAAAGCCGAUGACUUUGGCGGCGCAUCAGUCACAUUCCCGCACAAACUACAGAUCGGUAAACUCCUAGAUGCAGUCACUCCCUGCGCGCAAAAGAUUGGGGCUGUGAAUACUGUCAUCGUCGACGAAGGCUCGGAGAAGGGACGGAGGAGGCUUGUGGGCGAUAAUACAGACUGGCAUGGAAUAAGGAGGUGCAUCGAGCGCAGCGGGAUAUCAGAUCUUCGCUCUUCAACUGCGUUGGUUCUGGGUGCUGGUGGGGCGGCUCGCGCUGCUUGCUAUGCGAUCCAGGAGUUGGGGAUCACGCAGCUGCUUGUGGUGAACCGGACGAUAUCGAAGGCGGCCGAGAUGGCGGAACAGUUCCCUGCUCUCGACUGCCAGGUAUUUGAAACCUUAGAAGACGCCGUAUCUGCUGAAAGGGAGCGAGAGGGCUUGGACAGACUUCCUUUGAGAGUUAUUGUCGCCUGUGUUCCCGCGGAUGACCUUGGCGAGGAGAAGAUACCUGCAGGGCUGUUUGCUGCUGAGAAGGGAGUUUUGGUUGAGAUGGCAUAUAGACCGCAGGUUACUGGUAUGAUGAAGAGGGCAUCACGGUAUCCGGGCUGGACAAUGUCCAGGGGUAUUGAUGUACUGGAGGAACAAGCUUAUGCCCAGUUCGAGUUGUGGACUGGGAAGGAGGCACCUGUCGAGGUGAUGAGGGCUGCUAUGCAGGCUAAGAUCAAGGAGAGAGGAUAG
This is a messenger RNA of Colletotrichum fioriniae, 870 nucleotides long. NCBI's taxonomy places the organism in Eukaryota, Fungi, Ascomycota, Sordariomycetes, Glomerellales, Glomerellaceae. The record is from RefSeq and is a predicted model, not a curated record.